UGCGUGCGUGUGCGUGUGAGCGCAGAGGGGCGGUAACCACUGCGGUGCUACUCCUGCGCGCUGCCCGCGCACAGCGCCAGUGUCCCGCUGCGCUGCGCUACGACAACCACCGGCACACUUUAGUUUAUUCAUAUUCUGUGGCCUAAAGUGGGGAAAGGGGGAUCCGGGAGGGGGGGAAAGGAUAGCGACAGACAACAUGGCGGCGGCACCGAAGCGGCAGGACACUCGGAAGUUCUUCGAGAACCUGUCCGGCGCCGGGAAGUCCAUCGCGGUGCUGACGAGCGGCGGAGAUGCCCAAGGCAUGAACGCGGCGGUCCGGGCCGUCGUCCGGAUGGGGAUCUACGUGGAGGCGAAGGUCUACUUCAUCUACGAGGGGUACCAGGGCAUGGUGGACGGAGGAGACAACAUCAAAGAGGCCACGUGGGAAAGCGUCUCCAGCAUGCUGCAAGUGGGCGGCACGGUCAUCGGCAGCGCCCGCUGCAAGGAGUUCCGCGGCCGCGAGGGCCGCCUGAGGGCCGCGCGCAACCUGGUGCAGCGCGGCAUCAACAACCUGUGCGUGAUCGGCGGCGACGGCAGCCUGACCGGCGCCAACCUCUUCCGGGAGGAGUGGAGCGGCCUGCUGGACGAGCUCCUCGCACAAGGCCUCAUCGAUGAGGAGGCGGCCCGGAGCAACUCGGAGCUCCACAUCGUGGGCAUGGUCGGCUCCAUCGACAACGACUUCUGUGGCACCGACAUGACCAUCGGCACCGACUCGGCCCUGCACCGCAUCAUCGAGGUGGUGGACGCCAUCAUGACCACCGCACAGAGCCACCAGAGGACCUUCGUGCUGGAGGUCAUGGGCCGACACUGCGGAUACCUGGCCAUGGUCAGUGCCUUGGCUUGUGGAGCCGACUGGGUUUUUAUCCCAGAGAUGCCUCCUGAGGACGGCUGGGAGGACGUCAUGUGUCAGAAGCUGUCCGAGAACCGCGCCGACAAGAAAAGGCUGAACAUCAUCAUCGUAGCUGAAGGAGCCAUCGACUCCCACAACAAGGCCAUAACUCCUGAUAACAUCAAGGAACUGGUGGUUCGCUGCCUGGGCUUUGACACCCGGGUCACCAUCCUGGGCCACGUGCAGCGAGGCGGGACGCCCUCCGCCUUCGACCGGAUCCUGGCCAGCCGUAUGGGCGUGGAGGCGGUGCUGGCGUUGCUGGAGGCCUCUGCCACCACGCCGGCCUGCGUCGUGUCGCUGGUGGGGAACCAGGCGGUCCGGCUUCCACUGAUGGAGUGUGUUCAGAUGACUCAGGAGGUCCAGAAGGCCAUGGACGAGAAGAAGUUCGAGGAGGCAGUGAGGCUGCGUGGAAGUAGCUUUGAAAACAAUCUGACCACCUACCGCCUGCUCUCCUACCGCAAAGCCGACUCCGAGCUCCCCAACAGCUCCUUCAACGUCGCCGUGCUGAACGUUGGCGCCCCGGCGGCGGGGAUGAACGCCGCCGUGCGCGCUGCCGUCAGAGUGGGAAUCACCGAAGGCCACAAGAUGUUCGCCGUCAGCGACGGCUUCGAGGGCUUCUACAAGGGACAGAUCAAGGAGAUCAAGUGGGGCGACGUCGGGGGCUGGACCGGCCAAGGAGGCUCCCUGCUGGGGACCAAGCGAACUCUUCCAGGCAAACAUCUGGAGGACAUUGCUGAGCAGAUUAGGAUCCACAACAUCAACGCUCUGAUGGUCAUCGGAGGGUUUGAGGCCUACGUGGGACUGCUGGAGCUCGCCGCGGCGCGCGACCGCUAUGACGAGCUGUGCGUGCCCAUGGUCAUGGUCCCCGCCACCGUCUCCAACAACAUCCCCGGCUCAGACCUCAGCAUUGGCUCAGACACGGCUCUGAACGCCAUUACUGACGCCUUUGAGUCCCUGCUGCAGCUGUACGAGGCCCGGGCCGACUACCAGGACUUUUGCAUCCCGAUGUGCAUGCUGCCCGCCACCAUUAGUAACAACGUGUGCGGCACCGACCUCAGCAUCGGCGCCGACACGGCCCUCAACGCCAUCGUGGAGACGUGCGAUCGCAUCAAGCAGUCGGCCAGCGGCACCAAGCGCCGCGUCUUCAUCAUCGAGACCAUGGGGGGCUACUGCGGCUACCUGGCCACCGUGGGGGGGCUGGCCGCCGGCGCCGACACCGUCUACAUCUACGAGGAGCCGUUCAACAUCCGGGACCUGCAGGCCAACGUGGAGCAUCUGACGCAGAAGAUGAAGACGAGCAUCCAGAGAGGUUUGGUGCUCAGGAAUGAGAACUCCAACGAGAACUUCACCACGGACUUCAUCUACCAGCUGUACACGGAGGAGGGCCGAGGGGUCUUCGACUGUAGGAAGAACAUCCUCGGCCACAUGCAGCAGGGAGGGGCUCCUUCACCAUUCGACAGAAACUUUGGCACCAAAGUUGCUGCCAAAGCCAUCCAGUGGGUCACCAAGACGCUCAAGGAGUCCUACAAAGGAGGGCGGGUCUUCACCAACUCGGAGGACACGGCCUGCCUGCUGGGGAUGCGCCGCAGGGCUCUGGUCUUUCAGCCCGUGUCCAAACUGCGGGACGAGACCGACUUCGUCCACAGGAUCCCCAAGGAGCAGUGGUGGCUCAAGCUCCGCCCCCUGAUGAAGAUCCUGGCCAAGUACAAGACCAGCUACGACGUGUCCGACUCCGGCCAGCUGGAACACGUGGCCCGCGUGCGAGCCAAGGAGGGCGACACCAUCUGAGGGGGGGUCUGAGGGGGUGGGGGGUCUUUGGAGAUCAAAGACAGACGGUGGUCAUUUAAAAGAGAAACAAGCUGUAACGUGUGUUGAAGUCGUGGUGCUUUCAGAAGGCAUCUUCUAUUUUUUAGGUGAUGAUGCAGAAUUUUGGAGUUUUGGUUGUUGAAUUUGAAGGGAGGGGGUGGGGGGGGGGCAAUCAAAAUAGAGUUCCUCAAUAAGCCAUCACAGCCGAUAUGUAUUCUCCAGAUCAGUUAUUAUAUACACACUCAAAAAUAUAUAUAUAUAUAUAUAAAUCUAAGCACUCCUUAUGUACUGAAUAGGUAUUGAAGCUUUAUUCCUGUAGCUGUGUAGAAUUGACCUUUAACCUCCUGGUGGGUCUAACGCCUCCAGGCCGAGCAAAGUGACGUUUUAGGAUUUCCUUUUAAUCAACUCGCCCCCUGAAGCUGCUUUUAGAAAGAGAAUAUUAAUAUAUGCAUACGUGUGUGUGUGUGUGUGUGUGUACUCAUAUACUCACAAUGUGUCGCUGGUCCAAAGAGGUUCCACCAACUUGAUUGUAAAAUGGUGAGCUGGUCCAGUUGUGUGUGUCUGUGUGUGUGUGUUAUCUUUUCCGUGGUGUUGUGAGUCGGGUCCUGCUGUCCACUCACGUCCUGUCAAGUGUGCGUCCGAGUAACAAAGCAUUUAUUGUGUGGACAGUUAGUUUUAAACAUGUGUUUGUUCUAUUGAUCGGGAAAAGGGUCUGAAGAUUAAAUCAGUACAUUAUGUCACAAAGAAAGUGUGCAAUAAAAAGUCAAAGUAGUGAAAUG
Molecule: messenger RNA, 3513 nt
Organism: Pungitius pungitius (ninespine stickleback)
Lineage: Eukaryota; Metazoa; Chordata; Actinopteri; Perciformes; Gasterosteidae
Product: ATP-dependent 6-phosphofructokinase, platelet type-like
Exons: 23
Coding region: 197-2716 (839 amino acids)
Biological process (GO): fructose 1,6-bisphosphate metabolic process; canonical glycolysis; fructose 6-phosphate metabolic process
Cellular component (GO): membrane; cytoplasm; 6-phosphofructokinase complex
Molecular function (GO): monosaccharide binding; fructose-6-phosphate binding; 6-phosphofructokinase activity
Source: RefSeq, a predicted model, not a curated record